AUGACAAAUCAUUCGUCCAAAUAUGAUAAAUACACCGGUGUCGCAAGAGAGAAUGUUGUAAUUGAUCUGAAAAGAAAACUCCAAACCCAACAAAAUGUGAUGGUAAAAGCAACAACUUCACAACAAUUAAGUUUAAUGGCAUCAUACGUUAUUUCUAAUGAAAUUGCAAAAUCUAAAAAAUCUCUAAGUGACGGUGAAUUUAUUAAAAACUGUGCAAUAAAAAUGGCUAAAUCAAUAAACGAAAAUAGAAUUGCGAGUGAAUUUGAAAAAAUAUCACUUUCAAGACGUACCGUGACACGUCGUAUAGCUGGCACUGAUAGUGUUAUUCGUGAAACAUUGCAAACUAUAAUGAUGAAUUGCGCAUAUUUUUCAAUAGCAUUAGACGAAAGUACUGAUGUUUCAGAUGUUAGUCAACUUUUAAUAUUUGUUAGAGUUAUUUCUCCACAAUUUGAAAUGUAUGAAGAACUUUUAGAAUUGUGUUCCUUGCAUGGAUCAACCAAAGGAAUUGAUAUUUUUAAUGCUGUAAAAAAUGCAAUUGAACCAUUUGGAGGUUUCAAAAAAAUGUCAUCGGUUGUGACUGAUGGUGCAAAAUCUAUGGUUGGCAAAAAUAUUGGUUUUAUUGGAUUAUUGCGCAAAUCUGAUAUUAAUGUUCCUGCAAUACAUUGCAUUAUUCAUCAAGAAGCGUUGUGUGGUAAAAUAAUGAAACUUGAUAACAUUAUGAAUACAGUAUUUAAAAUUACUAAUCUAAUUAGAGGAGGCAACCGUAGUUUGAACCACCGUAAUUUUAUUAAAUAUUUAGAAGAACUUGAUUGUGAAUAUGGUGAUUUAUUAUUGCACACAGAUGUACGCUGGUUAAGUCGAGGAAAGUGUCUCGAACGUUUUUUUGAUUUGAGAAAAGAAAUAUUAAAUUUUCUUAAAACAAAUAUUACAACUGAUACCACUUAUUUUGAAAAUCAAUUAGUUGAUAAACAAUUUCUAUGUUCAUUAGCAUUUUUAACGGAUAUUUCUCAACAUUUAAAUAAACUAAAUUUACAACUACAAGUUAUAAAACAAGAAUUUGAUAAUGAAUUUAAUUUUGAACAUUGCAUUACCCACAUUGAUGAAUUAAUUGUAGAGUUCAAAAGACGAUUUGAAGAAAUUGAACUUAUGCGUCCUCAAAUAAAUUUAUUUAAUAAUCCUAUGGCAGUUGAAAUUGAAAAGCAAGAUCCUUCACUUCAAUUAGAAUUAUGUGAGUUACAAACAGAUCCAUUUUUAUCUGCAAAAGAGAUUAAUGUGUCAUUUUGGAAAACAUUACCAGUUGAAAAAUAUCCAAUUCUAAGAGAUUUCGCAUUAAAAAUGUUAUCUAUGUUUGGAACCACAUACAUAUGCGAAUGUACAUUUUCGAACUUGAAACAUAUUAAAUCGAAGGAAAGAAAUCGUUUAACAGAUGAAACCUUGGGACAUUUACUAAGAGUUUCAACUACAGAAAUAGAAGUGGAUUUUACUAAAUUGUCUAUUGAAAAACCUCAUCCUCAAGUAUCACAUUAA
Messenger RNA from Diuraphis noxia (Russian wheat aphid), 1527 nucleotides. Its product is annotated as general transcription factor II-I repeat domain-containing protein 2-like. The record is from RefSeq and is a predicted model, not a curated record. NCBI's taxonomy places the organism in Eukaryota, Metazoa, Arthropoda, Insecta, Hemiptera, Aphididae.